Strongylus vulgaris is the source of this 1284-nucleotide messenger RNA. NCBI's taxonomy places the organism in Eukaryota, Metazoa, Nematoda, Chromadorea, Rhabditida, Strongylidae. The record is from the annotation of a GenBank genome assembly.
AACGAUAACCACGCUACUCAUGGGGUCAAAGUGGCGUCUUUCAAAUUUGACUAUGUCAAAGAACCUUUAGUGCUCACGAUCUUCAUAAUUGUAAUUGGAAUUUUCAAACUAGGUGACGAUACACACGAGUCUGUGAAAUUUUUAGAAUUCAACUCAAAAACCUUUUUCUUUUUUCUUCUACCUCCUAUCAUAUUAGAAUCUGCGUAUUCACUUCGAGACAGAGCAUUUUUAGAAAAUAUUGGGACGAUUAUCCUCUACGCAGUUGUGGUCUUGGCAAUCUUCCAAGAAGUUGGCGUUAAUAAAAUGCUGUACUUUAUGGUGUUCGGAGAAUCACUGCUGAAUGAUGCUGUGACUGUCUGUUUUAUGGGUUUCUUAGCCUUUCUAUGCGUCUCCUUAGGAGGACUAGCAAUAGGCUUAUUUUUUGGAUUCUUGUCUGCUUUUGUGACAAAGUUCACCAAGCAUGUACGAGUGGUAGAGCCAGUGAUCAUGUUUGGAAUGGCGUACCUGGCUUACAUGGGCAGUGAAUUAUUCCAUUUCUCUGGAAUUAUUGGCUCCAUUUCUGAAUCUCUCAUUUUUAUUGUCCUUGGUGUUAUGCUCGUUAAUGAGCAAGAAUGGUUUUGGAGCGACUGGCAUCCACUAUUUUCCCUAGGAGCGGUCUCAUUUUCGCUUGCCUUUAUGAUCAGCAAUAACGUACCAGUAAAGAACACAAUACUGUCGGCAACUUAUAUGGUGAUACUAGUUACUGUGUUUUUGCAGGGAGGAACAAUUAAACCGCUAGUGCGAUACUUAAAUAUUCGCCUAGCUCGUAAAGAGGAUCACUUUAGACUAUUUAUGGAGUUCAAUCGUGGAAUGAUAGUGCAUAUGACACAAGGAAUAGAAGAUUUGUGUGGAUAUAAGGACCGUAGCGUUGCUGUAAGUAUAACAAUUGCUUGUGUGCAUAUUUGCGCAACGUUCCCUCAUUUCUUGCAUCAAUUGAGUGUGCUUUCGAAAGCCUAUUUGCGUCCACUGCUGCAACGGGGUUAUAAAAACGAACAGAAAGAGAGUAAACUGCUGGAAAUGGAUCGAUUUGAGACUAUGAGGGAAUUGAAACAAAGUCCGUCACAAAGUUCGUUCAAGUGGCAGCAAGCCGUUGAUGAAUUGGCCGAAAGAGGAGAGAUUCCCCGCGAUAUGUUGGAGGAAGAAGAGUUCUUCAUUAAGAAGAAGGAAGACAUCGAAAAGGAGACAGAACUGCUUACAAAAGAUAUUUCAAAUAUACGACAGCUUUUGCAUAAUCCUUUCGAAGAG